CGGCGCCGCUGCGGGGCCAGUCGGGACGGAGGAGACAAGAUGGCGCUGCGGGCGAUGCGGGGCAUCGUGAACGGGGCCGCGCCUGAGCUUCCCGUACCCACCAGUGGGCCCGUGGUGGGGUCUCGAGAACAGGCGCUGGCAGUUAGCCGGAACUACCUCUCCCAACCUCGUCUCACAUACAAGACAGUAUCAGGAGUUAAUGGUCCACUAGUGAUCUUAGAUCAUGUUAAGUUUCCCAGAUACGCUGAGAUUGUGCACUUGACACUCCCCGAUGGCACGAAGAGGAGUGGGCAGGUUUUAGAAGUUAGUGGUUCCAAAGCAGUGGUUCAGGUAUUUGAAGGGACUUCAGGUAUAGAUGCCAAGAAGACAUCCUGUGAGUUUACUGGGGAUAUUCUCCGAACGCCAGUGUCUGAGGAUAUGCUUGGUCGGGUAUUCAAUGGAUCAGGAAAACCCAUCGACAGAGGUCCUGUUGUACUGGCUGAAGACUUCCUUGAUAUCAUGGGCCAGCCAAUCAAUCCUCAGAGUCGAAUCUAUCCAGAGGAGAUGAUUCAGACCGGCAUUUCGGCCAUAGAUGGCAUGAACAGUAUCGCUAGGGGGCAGAAAAUUCCUAUCUUCUCUGCUGCUGGCUUACCGCACAAUGAGAUUGCAGCUCAAAUCUGUCGCCAGGCUGGUUUGGUAAAAAAAUCCAAAGAUGUAGUGGACUACAGUGAGGAAAAUUUUGCGAUUGUAUUUGCUGCUAUGGGUGUAAACAUGGAAACUGCCCGGUUCUUCAAAUCUGACUUUGAAGAAAAUGGCUCAAUGGACAACGUCUGCCUCUUUUUGAACUUGGCUAACGACCCAACUAUUGAGCGAAUUAUCACUCCUCGCUUGGCUCUAACCACGGCCGAGUUCCUGGCCUAUCAGUGUGAGAAACAUGUAUUGGUUAUUCUAACAGACAUGAGUUCUUACGCUGAAGCACUUCGAGAGGUUUCAGCAGCCAGGGAAGAGGUUCCUGGUCGACGAGGUUUCCCAGGUUACAUGUAUACAGAUUUAGCCACAAUAUAUGAACGCGCUGGUAGAGUGGAAGGUAGAAAUGGCUCGAUUACUCAAAUUCCUAUUCUCACCAUGCCUAACGAUGAUAUCACUCACCCCAUCCCUGACUUGACUGGAUAUAUUACAGAGGGGCAGAUCUAUGUGGACAGACAGCUACACAACAGACAGAUUUACCCACCUAUUAAUGUGCUGCCCUCGUUGUCGCGGUUAAUGAAGUCUGCUAUUGGAGAAGGUAUGACCAGGAAGGAUCAUGCUGAUGUAUCUAACCAGCUGUAUGCAUGCUAUGCUAUUGGUAAGGAUGUGCAGGCCAUGAAAGCCGUAGUUGGAGAAGAAGCCCUUACCUCAGAUGAUCUGCUUUACUUGGAAUUUCUGCAGAAGUUUGAGAGGAACUUCAUUGCUCAGGGUCCUUACGAAAACCGCACUGUCUAUGAGACUUUGGACAUUGGCUGGCAACUGCUCCGAAUCUUCCCCAAAGAAAUGCUGAAGAGAAUCCCUCAGAGCACCUUGAGCGAAUUCUACCCUCGAGACUCUGCGAAGCAUUAGCUGCUACUUCAUCGCUGGCUCGAUGCUCUUGUGAAAUACUGGUUCUGUUUUCUUUAUUCCUUUUGCACUCCUCCAUCCCCACCUUUGUGUUGGAGUUUACUGUGUUACCCUGUAAUUAAAAACAAAGAAUAGGUAACAUAUUGUGCCAGUGUUGCAAUGUUUUAAACUGCUAACAGCCUUUAAAAUAUCCCCUGUUCGGAAAACCUGGAACUUCAAUGCUUUGUUUAAAGUAGCUGAGGGUUGGAGGUGACGUUUUCUUACUGAUGUGUGUAUUUGUACAUAGUGGUGUAGUUAGCUGCCUAGUGUCCUCAUUAUCUGGGUCUCUCAGACCUUCCCUGUCCACCCCCUCAAGAGUAUCACUAUCUGAAGUUAUAAUGCUUUGAUCUCCAAACUAGAGACAGGAUAGGGUCUGAGAGACGCUUCCUUUCAGAGCCAAGAUGCUUUCCUGAGCACUUGUUUUUAGAUUUUGGUGUGCCUCUGGGUCUGUGCUGCUGCUCUAAGCAGAUGGUUUUUACCGUCCACCUGCUGUUUCCUGUUUAAUGAAUAGAUUAGAAAGUUUCAACUCCUGUUUCUUACUGUUCUCCCUCCCUCUCAGUGACACAGAAUCAUGCAGGUUUUGCCCAACUGGCAUUGAUCUGAUAGUAGUGAGAUGCCCUGUCUGAUGAUCCUUACUGGGUUUCCAUGCAGAGGAAUCAUAAUUAAAAUAAUUAAUAGAAUUGUUGGUUGGAAAGAUUUGGGAUACAAUUUUUUAAGAAAGAAAAACCUACAUCGGUUCUACAUUUGGCCAUGCUAACAGUGGUUUUAAGUUUCUAAAGUGUUUACCAGAUGCUAAAGGCAAGGUGGGGAAGAGAAAGCUCUUCUGUGUAUGGAAUUUUUUUUAUAUAUACCAUCUAUGGAUAUUUUAAACUCUGUUAGAUAGCAGCCUUUGGAAGAUCCCCUAUUUGGUCCUACUUUCUGACCUAUCUGCCUUUUCAGGGUAAUCUUGUGGCACAAGUGAUAGCAUUUAAAAGCUUUAGUCUUUUAAUUCCUCCUCCUUCCUGCUGCGAGCCCUGAGCUGUCUUCUAUGCACUUCUGACAUGUCUACUGUUUGGUCUCUCUGUGUUCUUUGUUACUUGGGUGCAAUAGCAACUUCUCUGUGCAUUCCAUCUUUCUUUCAAGUUGUGUAAAGUUUUUUUUUUCUCUGAGGGUGUAGGGGGUGGGGGGGAGUCAGCAUGAUUAUAUUUUAAUGUAGAAAAUGUGACCUGGAUAUAAAAUGAAAAUAAAAAUACUAAGUUAACUGGAAGUUACCUAAAGUGACUCUGUAUCUUCUAAUCAGAAAAGCAAUAACAACAAGCAAAUAUAUGAUAAUGCACCUCUCUUUUAUUCACAGUUCUGAACAUCAUAACCACUAUUGUGAACCAGCCCCUUGAUUCACAAUAUUAUGAACCAUGUCCCCUUUACAGGGACAAGGCCCAUGUUUUGUACCCUCUGCCUUUUAGGCUGCCCUUUCAAGCUCUUUUCAGUAAUACCUCUUCCAACAUAUUGUAGUUUGAUCCAAGGUUGAGAGUUACUAAGGUGUGGGGUUUGUUUGUUUGUUUGUUUGUUUGUUUUGUAGAUCACUAGAGGCUGUAAGUUCUCUGAAACUUGAAGUUUUGAUUCAGGGUCCACUUAGCAUUUUCGAGAGUUACUAAGGUGUUUUAUAGCAUUCUUUAUUUCAGACAUUCUCGACCUCUAGAGCCUGUCUGCCAUGAAUGAGAGAGGGUAAUAAAUCGGAAAUGAAAUACAUACUGAAGCAAGCCAAAACUUGCUUCAUAUAAAAUCUGAAAUAGAUGGUCCAGUAUAUAAAGAAAACAUACUGGUUAAAGCACAGGGAUGUGGCAUCAUGGUGGCCUCCCGUUUCUUUCCCCUCUUCAACUCAGAGUGACAUUUAGGAGAUGUAGAGGAAGAGGCUCAGUCAUCGCAAGAGUAGGUAGACCUGUGUUCUGAUUCUGGCGCUGCCACUAACUGUAUGGUCUUGCUUAGUCAUUUAACAGAUUUGUGUUCCUUUUAGGGUUAUUAUAAGGACUAGAGAUUUUGUAUGUAAAGCAUUAGAACAGUGCCUGGUCCAUGGUGUAGGCACUCAUAGUAGGCUACUCUUAAUACCAAAGCUUUAUUAAGGGAGAUUUGACU
Mesoplodon densirostris (Blainville's beaked whale) is the source of this 3723-nucleotide messenger RNA. RefSeq names its product ATPase H+ transporting V1 subunit B2 (gene ATP6V1B2). Gene Ontology annotation, molecular function: ATP binding; proton-transporting ATPase activity, rotational mechanism. Gene Ontology annotation, biological process: ATP metabolic process; proton transmembrane transport. NCBI's taxonomy places the organism in Eukaryota, Metazoa, Chordata, Mammalia, Artiodactyla, Ziphiidae. The transcript is spliced from 14 exons. The record is from RefSeq and is a predicted model, not a curated record. The coding region runs from base 40 to 1575 and encodes 511 amino acids. Gene Ontology annotation, cellular component: proton-transporting V-type ATPase, V1 domain.